Messenger RNA from Eucalyptus grandis, 1887 nucleotides. RefSeq names its product E3 ubiquitin-protein ligase At1g12760-like. The record is from RefSeq and is a predicted model, not a curated record. Lineage: Eukaryota; Viridiplantae; Streptophyta; Magnoliopsida; Myrtales; Myrtaceae. The transcript has 5 exons. The coding region runs from base 1 to 1779 and encodes 592 amino acids.
AUGGCGUCCUCCGUCUCUGGUAUCUGCUCGUCCUCCCCCUCCCUCAGGCCGAAGAUGCCGCCCGCCUCCGCCGCGAAGCCGUCGGCCUCUGGCAGGAGGGAGGCGGCCUCAAUCUCGUUCCCGAGCGGCGCCAGGCUCCCCGCCAUCGACCGGGUGUUGUCCCUGUCGCUGGCCCGAUCGGUCGCGAGGGGGAUCUCGGUGGACCUAGGCAAGGCCGACGGCGCGGCGAAGAACGAGAGGUGCGAGCUAGAGGGCUGGGGAGGAUUCCCGCUCGCUAUGGACGAGGUACGUGGACUGGCUACACCAGCACCGGAGCUAGGGCUUUUCCUUGGACAUGAGCCGAAUCGGGUCCACGGACGAGUUCGUGGAGGAGAUAGAGCCUCGGUUCUAGGCCGCGUUCAAGGCGAUGGAGGAGUUGGGGAAGGGCGCGAUCGCGAACCUGGCCCAGACGAGGGCUGCACGGUCGGGCACUAUUGGUUGAGGAAGUUGGAACUCGCGCCGGCCAGGUUCCUGAAGGCGCAAAUUAAGAGCACGCUUGACGCGUCGAUAGAUCGGUAUCCUUUGCUAAUGGAACAAGUGGAGAGUAGUAGUGGUUAUCAGCACAUAAUUGAUGUAGAGAAAAAUGGGGACGCCUCAUUGACAGCAUCUCAUGGUGACCAGCAAUGCAGGGUAGACUCGACAGAGGAUGAGGAUGGACUUUCGCCUAUCAUGCCAGCCCCUGCGGAUCAAACAACUGUAAAUUCAUUAAACAGAUUGAACUCCGUGAAUUCCUCUAGCACGAGAAGAAGGAGUGAUGAUUACCACCAGCAUCGAACCAGUCCAUUGAAUUCUGGACUAUGGAUUUCAGUGGAGAUAGUUGUCACUGUGGGUCAAAUUAUAGCAUCCAUAGUGGUUUUGUCAUUGUCAAGACAUGAAAAUCCAGAGGCUCCCCAAUUUGCAUGGGUUGUAGGUUAUGCAUCUGGUUGUGUGGCAACGCUGCCUAUUCUUUACUGCCGUUAUCAUUCUCGCAACCGUGGUAGUGAUCAGCAGUCCGUCGAUCCCAUCGAGGGACUUCUCAUAGCAUCAAUCGAGCCUAGCUCUUAUACAGCUAUCUCUGUCACACAAUCCACAGAUGAGGGCAAUCAACAUUUUGAAGAAUCGGCAUCAUGGAAUGGCCAAAUUGCAGACACUCUGAGUUCACGAAUUAGUGGGCUGGUGGACCAUUUCAAGAUGGCCUUAGACUGUUUUUUUGCUGUAUGGUUUGUUGUCGGCUAUGUGUGGAUUUUUGGAGGUCACUCUUCACCUUCUGAUACUCCGAAACUGUAUAGGUUAUGUAUAGUAUUUCUAACUUUUAGCUGUAUUGGAUAUCCCAUGCCUUUUAUACUAUGUGCAACAAUUUGUUGCUGCCUACCUUGCAUAAUGUCUGUUCUGGGCAUCCGAGAAGACUUUUCGCAGACAAGAGGAGCCACCUCAGAAAUCAUCAAUGCUCUUCCUAUCUACAAAUUCAAGGUGAAGCAAGACUUAAAUGCUGAAGGUGAGGAAUUUAACACAGGAGGAAGUGAAGGCGGGGUCUUGGCUCCAGGGACAGAAAGGGAGUGUUUCUUGUCGGGAGAAGACGUGGUUUGCUGUAUUUGCUUGUCAAGAUAUGCAGAUAACGAUGAACUUAAAGAGCUACCUUGUCACCAUGUCUUCCACGUUGAGUGCAUUGAUAAAUGGUUAAAGAUCAAUGCCUCAUGCCCCCUCUGUAAAAGUGAGAUUAGCGAGAGCAGUGGGCUUUCGCAAUCUGACAGAGACAGCUAGAACUGAGGACGAGUUUCAUGUAGCUCAAGAAUUUGCAUAAGGGAGCUGCCCAUGAAUGUGCCAACUACAAUGUUUGCUCAUCGGACUUACGAUGAAACAGGGCCUCUU